UAGCGCUGAUCAAUUCAGCAAUUGCCUACAUUGACCAAAAUGCACCGCGGCCAACUGUGAAGCGCUGAGAGACGGAACUGCUAAAGAUUGUCGAUAAUGUUUGACUCUAGUUUUUCAUUCAUUUAUCCAGCGUUAUCUUGUAUAAGCUGUACAUUAAGGAAAAACCGAACACAUGGCAAGUAAAAAACUAAGAAGAGCGGGUGUGUCGCAGGAAUUAUGUGAACUUCUCAAUCGUCACCAUGUGGAAAGUUGCAAGGAUCUCCUGUCCCUUACCCCGCUGGAAGUGAUGCGGGUUGCGGGACUGAGCUAUCAAAAUGCCUUAGCUUUGAUGCGAUCUGUCAGCCAACACUGUGCGCCCCCAGUUACAACGCUCUUGGAGCUGUGGAAGCCGAAGUCAGAGAGCUUUUUUUCCACGUCUCUUCCCGCUCUUGACGAUUUCCUCCGUGGAGGUCUGCCCUUGGGGACCAUCACCGAGUUGGCGGGUCCAUCAGGAUGCGGUAAGACCCAGAUGUGUGUGAUGCUCAGCGUCCUCGCCACCCUCCCCAGGGCUCUGGGGGGGCUGGACGCCGGCGUGGUCUACAUUGACACAGAGUCGGCCUUCAGUGCAGAGAGGCUGGUGGAGAUGGCCCAGGCGCGGUUCCCAGAACACUUCUCCUCCAGGGAGCGGGUUCUGCAGAUGGCCAGCCGGGUCCACGUCUUCAGGGAGCUCACAUGUCAGGACGUUCUCAACAGGCUGGACCGACUGGAGGUGGACAUUAUCUCCACCAAGGCGGGUCUGGUGAUCCUGGACUCGGUGGCUUCGGUAGUGCGUAAAGAGUUUGACACCACCCUACCGGGUAACCUAGCAUCCCGCUCAAACCUGCUGACUCAGGAGGCCUCCACCCUCAAGUACCUGGCGCACCAGUUCAACAUCCCAGUUGUCCUGACCAAUCAGAUAACGACAUACCUUGGAAAUGGAGGUGGUGGCGUGCCAGGUGAAGGGGAUUCUGGGUAUGUGAUUGCAGCGCUGGGGAACACAUGGAGUCACACCGUCAACACACGCCUUAUCGUUCAGUAUGUGGACGCCCGCCAACGACAGAUAGUGAUAGCCAAGUCUCCAGUGGCUCCCUACGCUGUGUUGAAUUACACCAUCCAGAAGGAAGGCAUCUGUCUGGACGGUGAGUACCACAGCCUCCUCGCGCCAAGGGAACAACUGUGAUUUUCCAUAGAGCGAGGGGAGAGAGACAGACAGAGGGGGAGAGAGAGAGAGAGGGAAAGAAGUAGGGUGAGAAAGCACUGGCCAACCUGUGUCACUAAAUUCCCAUGGCAUUGACAUUUUUGUCUGCCUUUAUUUAUAUGUAUUAUAUUAUAUAAUGUAUGUUAUAUCUUUAUUUAUUUAUUUAUUUCGGACAGAUCAAGUUCCGUUGAGAUCAGGCUUGUCUCUUUUCAGGGGAAAACCGUUCACAAGCAUUCAUACACAAUUUGUGUAAAACUCUGCCCUUGGCCUUUAACCCAUUACAGUAUACUACUUUAGAUUCAGUUCUGACCCUUACAGACCAUUUUGAUGUCCAUCCACCUAUAGUGUGACAUCUGUGCACAGUUUAUAAACCCACCGGUUGGGACACCAACGUUUGAUAUCAAUACAACAAUGAGGCCUUUUACCACAGAUGUAUUUUAUCUUAUGCAUUUUAUUUUCCUAUUAUGAAUCCUACAACACCAACUACUGAGGCUGACAUUCUGACAAACAUGGACAGACAAAGGUCAGCAUACACGCGUCCAGUCCAAACCGACCCCUGUGAGGUUAGCUGGCGUGGUGCCCAACCAUCCAGAUCCAGUGCAUGCUGGUCCUGGAUGGUCAUGUUCGAUAACGAAGGGCCUCACUUAUAUGGACAACGGCAGCCUAUCCACCAUUUGUGCAUCAGUCGUCACCGUGGAUGUGUUAAACGCUGGGCGGUGUGCGCGUGGGUGUACUGCUCUGCCCCACCGAAGCCAACGAGCUUCGCGUGUGACCACCGCUCCGUCGACGCAGAUUUUCAAUCCCCGAUGGCUAGCGCCAUAGUGUUAACUCACCACUUUGGCUCAAAUGAUGAUGCUGGCUGGGUGGCUCGACCCGGCACUGCACUUACCAUGUAUUUGAUUCACCUCGUCGGCACCACAGGUUAAAAUUCCUGGCAUAUGGUACAUGUCAUGCUAAAUGCCUACUUCCCUGUCCCUCCUCACUGUCAUAUUGUAUCCAUUGUUUUCAAUGUAAAAAAAAAUAGAAGUUUAGGGGUUACUGUGAAUCGUGGCUGGUGAUGGUGGUAGGGGGGGGUUGGAUCUUAACUCGUUUUGGGUCGUUUUGCGGUCGCUCCCAGGGAGACAGCUCACCUCUCCAGCAGAUGUCCGAUGAUGACAACACAGCUGUUUUUGAGGACACGCAAAUCUCCAUAUGGAAAUAACUCAUGGAAAAAUAGAGAGACAGAAAGACAGGAGGUAGUUUGAGACACUCAAUCCUCGCCCGACCAUUACCUCAUUAUCUCAUAUUGUAGUCUUAGUUUUCAAUGUGCAAAAUAAUAAAAGUCAAACUUACAAUAAUAUACACAUUGAAAUGUGUAUAUUAUUGUAAGUUUGACUUUUAUUAUUUUGUCCUUAUUUCCAUGUUUGUGCUUAGCCCUUUCAAUCAGAAUCUGAGAGAAAGCCAGGCGGAGAGAGAUAGAGAGGGAGAGAGAGAUAGACAAACAGAGAGGGGAAAAAGAGACGCAGAGAGAAAGAGAGUGCUCACACCACCUGCUUCCAUCUGCAGUUUGUGACCAAUGAAUAAUGAGAUCUCCAUUGGAGUGACGUGGCCAGGACGUGUGUGUGUGUGUGUGUGUGUGUGUGUGUGUGUGUGUGUGUGUGUGUGUGUGUGUGUGUGUGUGUGUGUGUGUGUGUGUGUGUGUGUGUGUGUGUGUGUGUGUGUGUGUGUGUGUGUGUGUGUGUGUGUGUGUGUGUGUGUGUGUGUGAUAG
This is a messenger RNA of Gadus macrocephalus (Pacific cod), 2964 nucleotides long. It is a transcript of the gene rad51b, whose product is annotated as RAD51 paralog B. Gene Ontology annotation, molecular function: ATP binding; DNA binding; ATP hydrolysis activity. The transcript is spliced from 9 exons. The record is from RefSeq and is a predicted model, not a curated record. Gene Ontology annotation, biological process: double-strand break repair via homologous recombination. Bases 173 to 1198 code for a protein of 341 amino acids. NCBI's taxonomy places the organism in Eukaryota, Metazoa, Chordata, Actinopteri, Gadiformes, Gadidae. Gene Ontology annotation, cellular component: Rad51B-Rad51C-Rad51D-XRCC2 complex.